AGGAAACAUUUGACAUUUACCUUUUGUAAUGUUUAUUUUCUUUUUUCGCUAACGAUUUAACUAUUUUUCUUGUUUUGAACAACAAAAACAGUGAAAUAUCGAAAUAUAUAGGACUUUAAACGAACGAAAGGUAUUAAUAGUGUCACGCUAUGAAGGCGGGCACAUUUCGUAAUACGCAAUGGGAUCCCAUGUUGCUAAUAACACAGAUCAUCUCCAUGCAAUCCUGCAUAUACUUUACAUUAGGUCUACUGGUAUUCUUCGCAAACAUAUUGGCUGGCGAUAAUUACACUUUGGAUAAUGUUUUCGAGUAUCAUGAAAUACACAUUUCAGAUGCAGGUGGGCGACUGAUAAUUCUCGCAUUUGUGCUCAAUUCAUUUGUUGCUUCGUUGGCGUUGUGGUUCAUUGUACGUCGUGCGAAGUUAUGUUUAGAUUUUAGCUGCACAUUCCACUUCAUACAUUUACUCAUCUGUUGGUGGUAUAACUCGAAUUUUCCAUCAAAUGUCAGUUGGUGGUUAUUGAAUGCAAUUACAACGACUUUAAUGUGCAUUGGUGGCGAAUUUUUAUGUCUUAAAUCUGAAUUAAAAGAGAUUCCCGUUGGAUAUGCGGCACUCAACCAAAAAUCGGACGUUUAAUUAUUGAUAAAUUUUUUUUGUGAAUUUGAAUAUUGCACACAAUGCCUCUAACUAGGACUGCUGCACAUUAAAAGCUAUAGAAUGUUGAAAAGUGAUGUUUUAUUUUAUUUUAUAUAUAUUACAUAAAUGCUUGUUUUACGUUUAAAUGUAAGUUCAUAAAAACUUAGAUUGUAAUAAAAUUCGUAACCAAAUUAAUUUUUAAACUUAAA
Messenger RNA from Anastrepha ludens (Mexican fruit fly), 841 nucleotides. RefSeq names its product protein SYS1 homolog (gene Sys1). NCBI's taxonomy places the organism in Eukaryota, Metazoa, Arthropoda, Insecta, Diptera, Tephritidae. The coding region runs from base 150 to 632 and encodes 160 amino acids. The record is from RefSeq and is a predicted model, not a curated record. The transcript has 3 exons. Gene Ontology annotation, biological process: Golgi to endosome transport; protein localization to Golgi apparatus; Golgi to plasma membrane protein transport. Gene Ontology annotation, cellular component: Golgi membrane; trans-Golgi network.